Rotaria sp. Silwood2 is the source of this 714-nucleotide messenger RNA. NCBI's taxonomy places the organism in Eukaryota, Metazoa, Rotifera, Eurotatoria, Philodinida, Philodinidae. The record is from the annotation of a GenBank genome assembly.
AUGAUUACGGGAAAAAUUAUAUUAAAAUCAGCUACUAAAUUAUCACUUGAUAAAAGAUUUACUGAAAUUGCCAAACAAGCACCAGUAACUCCACCACGUAUACAACAACAAGCUAAUGUUAUUAUUCCAUAUUCAAAACAAGAAUUAUUCGGAAAUAAACGACCAAAUGUUUUAAAUAUUGCACAACGACUUAAAAAGCGAAGUAUUAACUAUCGACUUGGUCUUGGGGCUAAUGCCAAUGGAAAUCGUUUGUAUAGAACUCCAAAUAAACCACGUGUUUUUCAACGUCUUAGUUAUACUAAUCGUCGACGUAUGGAUACUGGUGGUAAUAAUUCAGGUGCUAAUCGAUUUCUAUUUGGUGGACAAAGUGGUAUGGGUAUACGUCUUCGAGGACAAGGUCGAAUUCGUGGAGCACGAGCAUUUCGUCCUCGAACACGUGGUUAUUUAAAUAAUAAUACAAUUAGUCGAUAUAGUGGUUAUUCAAUGCGUGGAAAUAGAAAUAAUCGAGGACGACGUAAUACAAAUAAUAAUAAUAAUUUUAAUCGAUCAAAUCGUGGUCGUUUUGGAAAAAAUUCUAAUCGUGGACGUGGUCGAAAUAAUAAUAAUAAUAACAAUAACAAAAAUUUUACAAAAGAAAGUCUUGAUACUGAUAUUGAUAAAUAUAUGGCUCAGACAAAAAUUGAAAAUGAUUCAAUUGAAAUGAAUGCUAUUUAA